This is a messenger RNA of Cyprinus carpio (common carp), 904 nucleotides long. RefSeq names its product ATPase H+ transporting V0 subunit e2. Lineage: Eukaryota; Metazoa; Chordata; Actinopteri; Cypriniformes; Cyprinidae. The record is from RefSeq and is a predicted model, not a curated record. Gene Ontology annotation, molecular function: proton-transporting ATPase activity, rotational mechanism. Gene Ontology annotation, biological process: proton transmembrane transport. Gene Ontology annotation, cellular component: proton-transporting V-type ATPase, V0 domain.
GGAGCAGGGGGCGGAGCGAAGGGUUCGUGACAGAUCGCGCUGUAUUGAACUGGACGCUGAUACCUUAUUAUUAUAUUGUCUGAAUAACGCACUAGUGUCGCAAUGGUGUCGCACUCGCUGGCUUUACCGAUGAUCUGUUUCACCACGCUGUGGGGUCUGGUCGGGGUUGUGGCCCCGUUUCUUGUACCGAAAGGACCAAACAGAGGGGUGAUCAUAACCAGUUUGGUGCUGACCGCCGUGUGCUGCUAUUUAUUCUGGUUAAUAGCGAUACUGGCUCAAGUAAAUCCUCUAUUUGGACCUCAGCUGAAAAACGAGACCAUAUGGUAUCUGCGCUACUUCUGGGAGUAGAUGGAGGUGUCAAAGAUUCUGAAUCUCAUCAGACUUUUUUUCUUUUAAAUGUCACUAUUAUGACUCCAAGAGGACAACAUUACACACAUUUUUUUUUUUUUCAAUUACAAAAAGAAUGAUUCAACUUUUGUUUAAACAUAAACAUGUUACUUAACAGAAUACAGCAUAAUGAAUAGAUGAUUUGGAAAUAGUAUACAGAAUAGUAUUGUAAAAAUGUACAAAGAAAUGUUCUAGUGGUAUUCUUGUGAUCUUUGAAGAAUUAUAAGAACAUUAGUUAUAAGAAGUGUGUGCUUUGGAUGUCUGAGAGUUUGAGUAUAUGAGUAAAUGUUUUUGUUUUGUUCUGCAUCAAGGCACAGGUUUGUCUAUUUUUAGUUCUAUUUAAUAUUAUGCUGUCCUCACUUGCAUGUGACACUCUAUCCAUGCUUACCUGAUGAAAUUAUUUUUAUAUUUAUUAUUGUUUUUAUUUGUAAAUGUGAUUGAUAUUCUGUCGAUGUUUUAUGUCAUUGUAUGAAGUUUUUGAAGCUGUGUCGUACAAAUAAAACGAGUGAAUCUACUG